GUUGGUCACUGGCCCAUUUCUUGCCGGGCGAAGAGACCACGGCCAGCCACCCGCUAUGUUGGAGCGGCACUUGCCGCCGCCGCCCAGCUGGCCCUUGCUACACAGCAAGUUUGGAGCGUUGAAGAAUGGAGUACCAAAGUAUGUACCUCAAGACGCUCUCAUCGAGGCGUUCGAGACGGCGCAGGCGGAGACCACCGCACGGAUCCGCGCUGGGCUGAGCCUACCAGCGUCUCCGGAGGGGAAGUCGACCACCUCCAGGUCCUGGCCUCACCGGCGCCAUGGCAGCGAGCCACCGCCCUCGCCGUCCAGACGACAGCGGCUGCUGGGGCUGGAGCUCCCACAGCCGCCCCUCCCACCCGUGGCUGGCGAGCUAAAGGUGAGGCUGGAAGCCUUGGAACUGGAAGCGAAAAGAUCCCAUGCACAAGAGCUAGAGCGGAUGCGGGAGAUUUGCAAUGGACUUCAGGAAGACUUAGAGCUUUGCCGACGGAGUUUGGAUGAGAAGGGAAGGCAGGAGGAGAUGGCUCAGAAGGAGCUGGCACGCCUCCGAGCGGAGCACGAUCGGGCCGAGGCUGAGAAAGCGCGCCAGCAGAGGAGCGAGUCCAAAGAGACUCUCCGACUGAAGGAGGCUUUGAGCCUUCUGGAACAAAGCGAGCAGGACAAGAGCCGUCGGCUUCAAAUGGAGCAGGAGGAGGUCGCACGUCUCCAGACUGAGCGGGACCGGGUUGAAGCUGAGCUCAGGGACUUGCAGAUGGAAAGCCUACGGAGCGCCGAGCUUAAGGAAAAGCAGCUGCGGGAAAGGAUGGAGACCGAGAAGAGACAAGAGCUGCUGCAAAAGCAGAAAGAGCUGCAGAGACUAGAGGCAGACGUCCGAAGGCUGACCGAGAGCGUGGAACGAGCGGAGGAGGAGAAGCGGCAUUUGCGAAAGGCCCUGCAAGAGCGAGAAAGGGUGGAAGCAGAGCUGAGGGACUCCUUAUCGAAUCUCAAGGGCCGCGUGAUGGCGCAGAAGCAGCAAGAGAUUGAUCAGCUUGCCGAUGAGAACCGUCGCUUGAAGAUCUCAUUACAGGAACUGGAGCGGGAGAAAGCUCGCUGGAAAGGUCAGGAGCGGUCCUGGUCAGAGGAGCGCUCGCGCCUGGAAGAGCAACUACGCAGCGCGGAGUAUGAUGGACAAGCUCUUCGCUUGAAGCUCCAAAAUGCUCAGGAGAUGGAAGAAGAGCUGCGCCGGAUGAAUGAACAGCUCAGAGAGGAAGAGCAGAAGAUGAGUGCGGCCAAAAGGGUUUUGGAGGAGGAUGUGGGACACCUGCGGAAGGCUUUGAAGCAGCGGCGCAAUGCCGAGAAGGACCUCCAAAAGGCCAUCGAUGAGCAGAAGCGAACGCUGCGCGCGCAGUCCUCCGACUCGGGCAGUCCCAGCCCUCCCGUCCGCCGAGCCAGCUUCACGCCAGAGCCUUUGGGCGGCCUGGGGAUGCCGGCACUCCGCCGCACGAAUACGCUGGGAAUGGCGCCCGGACGCUUCGCGCGUUCCAAGACCAGCUUCUCCGACCAAGUGGAAGUCGAUCUCACCAGCCAGCUCAGCAGCAAGGAGUCUUCAGUGCUGGAAGUGGACAUGACCGGUGACUUAUGACCUCCCAACUGUAGAGCUGAAAUUCGCUCCGCGCUCCACGUUGCUUUCCGUGUGGAGCGCGAACGUUGCCAAUGCCAAGAGGAUCGAUUGGAAUCUCAGCAGAGCUCAACACACGCUUCAGUCGCGAAAAGAAUGCAUGCGC
Molecule: messenger RNA, 1760 nt
Organism: Durusdinium trenchii
Lineage: Eukaryota; Dinophyceae; Suessiales; Symbiodiniaceae
Source: the annotation of a GenBank genome assembly